CAACGAGAGCUGGCUGGCUUUGCUGCCAAAAUGAUGCAUACUCUGCACAACCUGAUGCUUCUUUCUUUACUGACAUUUCUCCAACACAAUGCUCAGGGGAGUGAGAUUGUGAGGGGUGCUAAGGUGCCUGACAACUCGAUGCUGUACAUGGCUUCAGUGCAAAUAGAAGGAAAACAUUCAUGUGGAGGAUUUCUUGUGAGUGAAGACUUCGUGCUCACGGCUGCCCACUGUAACCAUAAGGAUUUUAUGACUGUUGUUCUUGGCACCCAUAAUCUCAAGAAGGUUAAUGAUGGCACGAUGAGAUACAACAUCACCAGAUGCAUCCAUAAAGAUUAUAAAGGGGUUAAAUAUGGUAAUGACAUCAUGCUUCUCAAACUGUCCAAGAAAGUGAAACUUAACAGCAAAGUGCAACCGAUUCGACUGCCUGGGGCUCAGAUCACAGUGAAAGAUAAAGCAAAGUGUAAUGUGGCUGGAUGGGGCAAAACAAAAACCGGCGGUAACAGUUCUGAGGUGCUGAAAGCAGCUGACGUGUCCGUUGUCAACCUGAAUGAAUGCAGGAGAAAAUGGGAACGAGAACGGGAACUCCCAAAUAAUAUCAUCUGUGCUGGUGGAUAUGGAUCUAAGAAAGGCUUCUGUGACGGAGACUCUGGAGGUCCUCUGGUGUACAACAAGAUGGCUGUUGGAAUUGUGUCUUUCAACUUGAAGGGUGACUGUAACUACCCAAAUGUGCCCAAUGUGUACACAGAUAUAUCAAAAUACAUUCCAUGGAUCCAAAAGAUUCUCAAGCAAAAACGUUUUUGUGACACGAUGUACCGUCUGGGUAAAAAUCUAAUCUUCCUGAUUCUGACAUGUGUCGGACUCCUCGCUCAUGGGAGUGACAUCAUAAAUGGGGAGAGCGCCCCAGACAACUCUUUGUUGUAUAUGGCCUCCGUGCAAAACAUCUUGGGUCAUGCAUGUGGAGGAUUUCUCAUCAACGAGGAGUGGGUGCUCACUGCUGCACAUUGUGAUGAUAAUUUUAUCACACACGUCAUUGUUGGAAGCCACAAUCUCAAGCGGGAGAAAAACAGUAAAAUUGCAAUUGAAAAAAAAUGCAAGCACGAAUCUUACAAAAAUGUUGGACUUGGUGAUGACAUCAUGCUUCUUAAACUGUCCUCUAAAGCCACUAUAAGCCAUACCAUUGGUGUGAUUCAAGUUCCAGUCUCUGACAUAAACUUGGAAGAAAAUCAAGUGUGCUUUGUGGCUGGAUGGGGUGCCAUUAAAACCGAAGGCAUUAAUGUUGAUGAACUGAGAAUGGUGAACGUGUCUGUCAUAAGUCCACAAGCCUGUGAACGUGAAUGGUUUGGCCUUCCUUCGAACAUCAUCUGUGCAGGUGGAAGCACAGUGAAAGGGUUCUGCCAGGGUGAUUCUGGUGGUCCGCUGGUGUGCGGCGGCAAAGCUGUUGGUAUUGUUUCUUUUAACAGCAACAGAAACUGCAAUUACCCAGAUAAGCCCAACGUCUACACGGAUACGUCAAAAUAUCAUAACUGGAUCUUCAACAUCGUCAAGAAUAGCUGUUGAAUGUAAACUUGUUAGACAAAGCUUUGCUGCAGUAAAUGGUCUUUGUAUAUGGGAGGUGAGGUUGUCUCUCGCUUUAUUUGCUGUUGAAGAG
Messenger RNA from Cololabis saira (Pacific saury), 1648 nucleotides. Its product is annotated as serine protease 38-like. Bases 31 to 1557 code for a protein of 508 amino acids. Lineage: Eukaryota; Metazoa; Chordata; Actinopteri; Beloniformes; Belonidae. The transcript has 10 exons. Gene Ontology annotation, molecular function: serine-type endopeptidase activity. Gene Ontology annotation, biological process: proteolysis. The record is from RefSeq and is a predicted model, not a curated record.